AUGUUAGCCCUAGCUGAUAACAUUUUACGUAUAAUAAAUUUCCUAUUUUUGGUUAUUUCCAUCGGUUUAAUCAGUUCGUUGUUGAAUACUCAAGAUAGGCACAGUUCAAGAGUAAACUACUGUAUGUUUGCUUGUGCAUAUGGUAUAUUCACCGAUUCGUUGUAUGGUGUCUUUGCCAACUUUAUUGAACCAUUGGCAUGGCCACUAGUUUUGUUCACACUGGACUUUUUGAACUUUGUUUUCACAUUUACCGCCGGUACCGUAUUGGCUGUUGGUAUUAGAGCUCACUCAUGUAACAACAGUUCAUACGUUGACAGUAACAAGAUUACUCAAGGUUCCGGUACCAGAUGUAGACAAGCUCAAGCCGCUGUUGCAUUCCUCUACUUCUCUUGCGCCAUUUUCUUGGCCAAGACCCUCAUGUCUGUUUUCAACAUGAUCUCCAACGGUGCCUUUGGCUCUGGUUCUUUCUCCAAGAGAAGAAGAACUGGACAAGUCGGUGUUCCAACCAUUUCCCAAGUCUAA
Molecule: messenger RNA, 522 nt
Organism: Saccharomyces paradoxus
Lineage: Eukaryota; Fungi; Ascomycota; Saccharomycetes; Saccharomycetales; Saccharomycetaceae
Gene: NCE102
Product: Nce102p
Exons: 1
Coding region: 1-522 (173 amino acids)
Biological process (GO): protein localization to plasma membrane; eisosome assembly
Cellular component (GO): eisosome; plasma membrane
Source: RefSeq, a predicted model, not a curated record